GCGAUAUAUCUCCUUUGCUGCUGGAAGACUGGCCUCGGCAGAUUCGGGUGUGUACGCAGCAGCAGCAGCAGCAGCAGCAGCAACAGCGGCUUCCCUUCGGCGUCUUCAAAGUGCCCACGGACUUCUUGCUGCUGCCAAACGCCUGCUGCUUAGAAGUGCACCGCGUGGACCCGCAGAUCAACAAAUUUGAAAUACUCAAGGCGCUGGAGAAGCGGGGAGCCCUCUACGUGGCAAUGGUCUCCAACGCGGGCCUCACUGCCCCUCGAACUGCUCAUGUUUAUUUUGCUUCUCAAGAAGCAGCAGACGAGGCCCUUGCGCAAGGAGCAGAGUUCACGAUCGUGCGUUUGAGCGCGGGAGAAACCCUCAGCGAGCUGCGGCUGCUGCUGCAGCAGCCAAAAGAAAUUGGGCCUUUUGUGGCUGUGUCUUUAACCCCUCCAAUUGCUGCUACUCUUCACAGACUCCACAAAGACACGGAUGCUGCUUGGGAACUCAUACGCACCCUCGACGCGCAGCUGGACGUGUGUCCUGCUGAUGCUGCUCAUCCGCUUGAGGACAUUUUGGACGGCAUUGAAGACCCUUGGCUGAGGCUUGACUUGAUGCUGACGUAUCUGCGCCAGGUUCACUGCAUCUGUUACUACAGUGGAAAGGUCUACGACGACCCGCAGCAGCUGCACCUGAACGCCACCGCUGGGCACUUGCGGCCUUCCUGCCCUCCGCAGCUGCAGCACUACCUGCAGCAGCAGCAGCAGCAGCAGCAGGAGGAAGAGCAGCAGGAGCAGCAGGAGGAGCAGCAGCAGCAGCAGGAGGAAGACAUGCCGACGGACGGCGCGGCGAGCUCCCCCACCGGCAGCAGCAGCAGCAGCAGCAGCAGCAGCAAGGGGGUCUCGCAGCAGCAGCAGCAAUGGGCGCAGCAGCUAGACCAGCGGCUGCAAGUGCUGCUGCACAUGGCAGCAAAUAUGAGACAGAAUUUGCCUCCCCCUUUAGACGAGCAGGAGAGUCCCAUUAUCCGGAGCAAGUGGCUGGCAUUUUGCGAAGAACACACUUCCAAGGACGCCGAGGGCCGCUACCGCUGCACUCUUUGCCAGAAGCUUUUUAAAGGCCCUUCUUUUGUGCAUCUUCAUCACAGGAAAAAACACGAACGCGAGCUCACCAAAAUCAUCAACAAAGAGUGCGCGGCAGCCACGCGUGCAGACCACAGCAGCGGAAGUGACAGUGGUGUGGGUAGUGGUAGGGUUUAG
This is a messenger RNA of Eimeria tenella, 1238 nucleotides long. RefSeq lists its product as uncharacterized. Gene Ontology annotation, biological process: primary miRNA processing; mRNA processing. Gene Ontology annotation, cellular component: nuclear body. The transcript has 8 exons. The record is from RefSeq and is a predicted model, not a curated record. The annotation marks the transcript as partial. Lineage: Eukaryota; Apicomplexa; Conoidasida; Eucoccidiorida; Eimeriidae.